AUGGUCAUUGCACUGCUGGGCGUCUUUUUCUGGCUAUUCCUCUACACUGCCACUUCCAGUUACUCACAGUUCAAAUACGCCAUCACCAUUGAUGCUGGCUCGACGCACAGUAAGGCGAUUCUUUUCAAGUGGAAAGUCGAGAAGUUAAAUGACACUGGGCUGAUAAAGCAGGUGCGCACGUGUGACAUCAAACCGGGCAUAUCGUCCUUCACGGGAGAUCAGCUGGAGAAGGCGGCUGAUGGCCUGAUGGAGUGCAUCCACCAACUGGCCGAACACUUUGACAGUGCCACCUCACUGGAGCACGCCUUUGUCUACCUGGGCGCAACGGCAGGCAUGCGAAUGCUAAACCUCUCAGACUCUCAAACCAGUGCCAAUCUUUUUCAGUCAAUUCGAAAACGUUUUGUAGACUCUGGUCUGCAGACAAAACGAGUCUCCAUAAUCACCGGCAAAGAAGAGGGACUCUUUGCAUGGGUGGCAGUCAACUACUUGUCGGGCACUUUCUUUGACCACAUCAAGGGGGUCAACUCGGGAAAUCGCACCUUUGGUGUGUUGGACAUGGGCGGUGCCUCGGCGCAAAUAGCACAGCAAAUUAGCAGCAACCUCAGCGGCAGUGGUGAUGAGACGAAUGAUUAUGUGCACAUUCGCCUGUACGGCACCAACUACACCGUACACACGUACAGCAACUUCUGCUUCGGCACUGAGCAGGCACUGAGAAGGUACUACAAAAUCACUCGCAGCAAACAUAUCAUCACCGACAAAAGCAAGUCUACGCAAAUUGAAGCGCCCUGUUUGCCGAGAGGAGAGACACUUCCAUUGGACUCACUCGAAGUGGACAAUGUCUGCACUGCGGACAAGAGUGCAAAGUCAGCAGCAACAGAUUCGGCGGCAGAGCAGCACAAAAUUGAGCUGGUGGGCACGAGUGACUUUGACAAGUGCCAAGAGGUGGUCAAUGAGAUAUUAGAUCCGCAGACAUGUGAAACAAAUUUUCAUUACUGCUUCAAAGAGUCGAGUCACCCCAAGGAAAGUACAUUCUUUGCCAUCUCUGCGUACUACUACCUGACAGAUGUACUUAAGUUGAAGAAUGAAUUUUCAAACAUUGACUUUUACCAGUUCUUGAAUGCCACUCGCCAUAUGUGCGAGCGUUCAAGUGCCGAACUGAAGGCAAUGCCAGGACUGAAUGAAAAGUACCUCAACAAGUACUGCUUUCAAUUGAUUUAUCUUCAUAGCACGCUGACCAAAGUGUAUCAUUUUGACGAGAAAACGUGGUCAAACUUGAGGAGUAACUUGGAAGAUUUUCCACGUUCGGAUGGAGCAAAGCCGACUUUUGAGACUCGGAAAACUCCGGUUCGAGUUGAAAAAGAUGAUCAGCUUUUCAAAAGAAAGAAACCGGAAAAUAACAAACAAUUUGGCAAACAAAAUAAAAAGAAACAUCAAGCCAGGAAAAAUGAAUCAAUCGCUCCUGCUCCGGCAAAACUUAGCAAAGUGGUCAUUGAGAAUAUGACUUUAUCACGGCUCGUUGAAGGUUUAACAAUCUACGGGUGCAUUUUGGAGAUUGAUGAAUUCGAACUAAAGUUUUCCGUGACUGGUGGAGUUGUCAUCAAAGUUCCCAUCAUGAAUAUAUCUUCUCCGUAUGCUAAGCUGAUUGAAGAUUUUGCCAACGAUUCCUCUUCUGAUACGCCUGAAAUUGCCAAACUCAGUGCUCUUUUUCAAAUCGGCGACUACUAUCCAGUCAAAAUUUUAUCCAAAAAAGUCUGUGAUCAGUUUGGUCACACUGAAAUCAUCGGCUCUAUCAAUCCAAAAGAUAUCUACAGCAAUUUCUCAGCAAAAACAGUAAACAACCUUCAUGAUGGCUACAAUCUGCUUGCAGCUGUUUCAAGCCUUGAGGAUUACGGCUACGAAAUGGACAUUGGCGUUAACGGAGUAAAGGCGUUCUUGCCACUUGAAGACUUAAAGAAGAGUGGUUGCCAGACUAAACUGAACAUCGGCCAGCUGAUGCCCUGCUCGCUGCUGCGAAAAAAUGAACGCAGUAUUCUUUUGACAACAAACAAAAAACUGGCCAACAGCUCAAUUGAACUCACUGACGAGCCUUCCAUCUACUCGUACGUGCCAGGAACUCGCGUCAAAUGCAUCAUAACUGAGAUUCGGCCAUCAGGCCUGGAAAUUAGCUUGCCCGGGGGCUACAGUGGAUUUGUGCCUCGCUAUCACAUUAGCGAUGACAUUAUGACAUUGCCAAAUAAGUUUACCGUCGGAGAUGCCGUCGAUGGUCAUGUGCUCUACAUGCAACCUCAUACCAAGCAGGUGUGCGUUUCCUUAAAGUCAAAACUUAGCAAGAAGUUGGUGAAAACCCUGGUAAAUACAAUUCAGCUGGGCCUCAUCAUCAAAGGAGCUGUCAUCUGCGGUGUCGGAGAGUUUGGUCGUGUUCUUUUCAAAUUACCAUCAAAUAGCUAUGCUGUUUCACUGAGAAAGAAUCUGUGCGAGCCUACGGAAUAUGAAACAUUGAAGCUGAACGGCCAGUUCGCAGUUGGAACGUCGCAUCUUUGUCGCGUGAAAAAGUUCCACCUGUUUGACAACUUGAUUGAGAUUUCACUUAGGAAAUCCUUCAUCGAAGGAAAUGAUCUUUCGCCCAGUGAUCUUGCAGUCGGUGCAAUUGUGGAGGGAACAGUGAAGAAGUUUAAAGAAAACGGCAUCUACGUUCGUCUUGGCUUUGGCCUCAACGGUUUCAUACCCAACAUGCACCUCACUGAUGCACCUUUCGUCAACUUGGCUAAGAAUCGCGAAAAGAUGUUUGCUGAAAAGAAAACGCUCAAAUGCCGAAUAACUCGACUUGACACCACCACCAAAGUGCCGAAAAUUUCACUUACAAUCAAGAAGUCAUUGCUCGCAUUGAAAGAGACGGAUAUUUUCUCUGAUUUUAGUGAUAUCAAACCUGGCAUGUCUUCCACUGGAGUAGCCUGCCUGAUCAACUCAAAGGGCGUUCUUUUGGAAUUUUUCGGCCAUGUCGCUGGUUUUAUUCCACUCAAGUAUCUAGCCACUUACCAGAUUGAUCAUCCUGAAAAAGUAUUCUCCAUCGGUCAGCUUAUCAAAUGUACAGUCGUUUCAGUUGAUGUACGCGCCCAGCGUAUGGUCUGCUCUUUAAUCGACAUCAAUGAGACAAAGAAGCUAAAACUUAACACUGAUUUGACUGAGAAAAAGCUUUUAAAUUCCAGUCUGCAAGUGGGCCAGAUUCUUCGAAAGCUUAAAAUCAUCACAAAAACGGCAAACAAAGGCCUCGACCUCACCAACGAUAAGCAGAAUAUUCAGGUUUUUCUCUCUUUGGCUCAUCUUUCUGACAAUACCUACCUGAGUCGCCUGCUCUUUACUGGACUCAAAGUUGGCGACGUAAUCGAUCAAGUGAUGGUAUUCUCAGUUGACUCGGCCAACGUUGUGACUGUUACUCGGAAAAGUUCGUUUAUUGCCAGCAAGGAUUGCCUUGUGACAUCGGAGGAUGAUAUUCAACUGAAGCAGCCGUUUCCAGCUGUUGUCCGAAAUGUCACCCACAAUGGCAUCUUCUUUGAAACUCCGAACGCUCAUUUUGGCGUGAUUCGUCGCAAGUUUAUUCAAGAUGGAUUUUAUGAAGAGCCGCAUAAACUUGGCCUCAUUCGGGGGCAAACCAUCUUUGUGACUGCUUUCGACCAUGUGAUUCAUUCUGAAGAGGAAAACGAUAAGGAAGAGAAUGAGCACCAAAACGAAGGCAAUCAACUCAAGCGGUUUAAGUUUUCAAUGCGACUCUCUGACGUUUGGGACCGCGAGUCAGAGGCACAAGUGACAUUAAUGAAAAAUUACCUAGUGGACUACUCGCUGGCUCUGCAGCGUUUUAAAGCCAAAGCCGCUACUGUCACCGAGAACUCGUCAACUGUGCCGGAGAAUUCCUUUCACGCAGUAAUGAACAAAUUUAUUUCUUACUCAAUCGGCCAAGUAGUGACGUACGUCGUCACGAGCAUCACCGAUGAGCAUAUCGAAGUUAAGAUCAGCCUGACGGGAAGCAAAAACGAGAGCACCGUGUCUGGCCUGGCGGUGAAGUACACUGACUUCAGUGACCUCAGUGUGUCGCACAUGGGGAAUGCCGUCGUCUGUGACUACGACUUUGACAGAAAGGCUCUCCUCGUCUUCAUUCAGCCGCAGCCUGCCAAAAUCGUACGCCAGGUGAGGAAUUCGCAGAAAUCGAACAGCUUUGUGAAGAACAUCAAGAUAGGCCAGCUGAUCAAGGGAACGGUUAUCUACUGUGGACAGCGCUACGUGCUUGCGUCGCUCGGUGGCCAUGCCCCGGGCGUCAUUGCGUACAUCCCUUCCAGGCGCCAUCAAAACGAUCUCAGUCAGAUUGAGACGCUCUUCACAGUGGGGGAGGACUACCACUUCUCGGUGAUGCACACUGACGACACCGGUCGUGUGAUUGCUAUUUUGAAUACUGACGGCAAAAAAUCUUCCAAGUCAAAAGGAGCUCAGAAGGAAACAGUAGCAAGCAAGAGCAGUAAGAAGGCAAAAACUGAAACGGUGAAAGAGGACUUGAAGAAAGUUGCAACGGCUGAAAUCGUCAGUCUUGUUUCGGCAACAACAACAGGUCGCAAGUGCAACCCAAGCAAGGACGCCAAAGAAGCAAGUCAGAACGACUUUCAGUGGGAUAUUCCUGAUCUGACUCCUAAUCUGAAUAAGAAGCGCAAAAAUGCCGCUGCAAGCGAUUCUCUGAAUGAAGGAGAAGAUUGGGACAAGCUGCUCUCUGAUAGUGAUUCAGAUGAGGAGGCAAAGGGCAAAAAGAGGCGAAAGACGAGGGAGGAAAGAGGUGAUGAGGCCCGUCAGAGAGAAUCGGAGCUGAGGCAGAAGGAGAUUGAGCUCAGCAACACCGAGCGAACUCCAAAGGACAAAAAUGACUUUGAAAUGGCUGUUCUGGCAUCUCCAAACAGUUCUCUCGUUUGGCUAAAGUACAUGUCCUUUUACCUGGAAAAGGGCGACAUUGCUCAAGCGAGAGCCAUCGCUGAACGUGCUUUGGAGCGCAUUUCAUUUAGGGAAGAAAAGGAGAAGCUGAACGUGUGGAUCGGCUUGAUGAAUCUGGAGAACACGUACGGUGAUCAGGCGAGUAUGGACGCACUCGUGGAGAGGGCGAUCAAGUACAACGACCCGAAAACGAUCUACCUUCAGCUGGCGAGCAUCUACGACAGCUCUAACAAGAAGGAAAAGGCCGAACAGACGUACCACUUGACGCUUAAAAAGUUCAAGCAGGACAAGUCGACAUUGAUGGAGUUUCUCGUUUUCUACAUGAGCAACGAACGACUAGAGUCUGCACGCAAGCUCUUUCAGAAGUCGCUGCUCACGCUGGAGAAGCGCGAUCACGUGGAUGUCAUUUCCAAGUUUGCACAACUUGAGUUUCGCUACGGAGACAGCGAAAAGGCGAAGACGAUCUUUGAGUCGAUGCUGGCCACCUACUGGAAGCGUCUCGACCAGUGGUCUAUCUACAUUGACAUGCUGGUGAAGUACACUCUGGAGGAGAGCAACCUUGACUCGGUCGAGUUUGUGCGCAACAUUUUCGAGCGCCUGAUCACUUUCAAGCUGCCGCCGCAGAAGAUGAAGUUCAUCUUCAAGAAGUACUAUGACUUUGAGGCAAAGUUCUCUUCUGAGAACUCGGACAAUCUCGACCGAAUCAAGCAGAAGGCCUUAGAGUACAUUGAGAGUGACAUAUUUUGA
Molecule: messenger RNA, 5715 nt
Organism: Rhagoletis zephyria (snowberry fruit fly)
Lineage: Eukaryota; Metazoa; Arthropoda; Insecta; Diptera; Tephritidae
Source: RefSeq, a predicted model, not a curated record